AUGCGCACAUACGCAAACCUUCACAUCGCCCUCGAGCAGAUGCGCGUCCGUACCCUGAGGCAAAUACGCGGCUCUCCACCACCUCCGGGUGACACCUCGAAAACCGAUCCUCCAAGAGUCCUCGUGCUGGGUCCUGAUCAUUCCGGAAAGACGUCCGUCUGCAAGCUGCUCGCCAAUUACGCUGUUCGUGCCGGGCAAGGAUGGUCGCCGUUCCUUGUGAACGUUGAUCCGAGUGAGGGAGGCUGGGCAACUCCGGGUGCAGUCUCCGUGGCGCCGGUGUAUGGUCCAAUACCGACGGCAUCACCAGCAAACCCUCUCGGAACGGCAGCAAGUACGGCACCCAUGUCACUAGCUUCAAACGCUCUCCUCCCAUUGGUGUAUUGGUAUGGGCAUGCCGAGACGAAGAGAAACCCUCUCUUGAUGGAUAGGCUAAUACGGAACCUCGGAGAGAACAUCAGUGACCGGUUUGAACUCGAUCCAGAAGGGCGAGCGUCAGGUCUGAUCGUAGACACUCCUUCGUCAUUUGCUUCUGGUCCAUCCUCAAAUGAUCACCGGCACAGGCUCAUUAAAGCGUGCAUCGAUGCCUUCAAAAUUAAUGUCAUUGUGGUCGUCGGACAUGAAAAGCUGAACGUCGAGAUGCAACGUGCUUACGGCUCAUUGCUGACUGUCGUGAAAAUUCCGAAGUCUGGUGGAGUAGUAGAGGUAGACCCUUCGUAUCGUGAACGUGUCGUCAGCUAUCAGUUACAUUCGUACAUGUACGGUCAAGUGAUCAAGCCGCCUUCAGGAAUAACAAAUGGUUCGUUGGGCGGAGAGAGCCUGAGUGAUCUAGUGCUUUCGCCGUCGUCGACUGUCAUCAACUUCGGCGACCUUCAGAUAUAUCGGAUAGGCUCAGAAACUAUGGCCCCUUCUGACGCACUGCCCGUCGGAGCGACUCGUACGGUCUCGGAGAUGCAGCCUGUGGCGGUCGACCCUGCUUCGCCAGGCUCUGGAUUGCUCAACGCCGUUCUCGCCUUGAUGUCGCCACAAAACCCGGAUGAAAAUGAACGAUACGACGAAGAAAUCCUGGACUUGACGGUCGUUGGUAUCCUAGUUGUGACACAUAUUGACAUGGUGAAACGGAAAUUAACUGUCCUAGCGCCGAAUCGCGGCAGCCUCUCUGGGAAGUCUGCGAUUGUAGGGACGUUCGAGUGGCAAGAUCAGUAG
Messenger RNA from Cyclocybe aegerita, 1203 nucleotides. The record is from the annotation of a GenBank genome assembly. NCBI's taxonomy places the organism in Eukaryota, Fungi, Basidiomycota, Agaricomycetes, Agaricales, Hemipholiotaceae.